GGAGGAGAAGGGAAGGGAGAGCGCCGGAGCCGGCUCAGGGUCAAGAGGGACACUGGGCUCCAGUCGCUGUGGCCGGCCAGGCCCGGGACAGAUUUUAUGUAGGAUAGGUUAUGGAUGAAGAGGGCAUCUUCUGAAGGACAUCGUUAAAAGUGAAUUGUCCGGCGCUGUCCAAAAGGUGAUUCAGACCAUGGGUAUGUCCACUUCCACUCCUGCUGUUGCAGUGCAGGUCUCAACUGCUUCAGAACAUCAGACAGGCUCUCCACCUUCAGGAUGCCCAAUGCACCAAAGAAAAGAAAAAGGUUGUCCAUUGAACAAAAACCCAUCUGACAAAACUUGUGAAAAUCAAUCUUACUCAGUACCUGCACAUCAGGAUCGAGCCUAUGAAUAUGUGGAAUGUCCUGUAACAUCAGCUGCCUAUCAAAAUAAAGAUAACAUUGAUCCUUCAAACAUGAUGCCACCACCUAAUCAGACACCGUCCCCUGGUCAGCCAUUUGCACUAUCAACUGUUAGGGAAGAAUCAUCAAUUCCCAGGGCAGAUUCAGAAAAAAAGUGGGUUUACCCUUCAGAACAGAUGUUCUGGAAUGCCAUGUUAAGAAAAGGAUGGAAGUGGAAAGAUGAUGACAUCAGUCAGAAAGAUAUGUAUAAUAUUAUUAAGAUUCAUAAUCAGAAUAACGAACAGGCUUGGAAGGAGAUUUUAAAGUGGGAAGCUCUUCAUGCCACUGAGUGCCCAUGUGGGCCAACACUGAUCCGAUUUGGAGGUAAAGCUAAGGAAUAUUCACCAAGAGCUAGAAUUCGCUCAUGGAUGGGAUAUGAAUUGCCUUUUGACAGGCAUGACUGGAUUGUUAAUCGUUGUGGAACAGAAGUUAGAUAUGUUAUUGAUUAUUAUGAUGGUGGAGAAGUAAAUAAGGACUAUCAGUUUACCAUCUUGGAUGUCCGUCCUGCUUUUGAUUCUCUUACAGCUGUUUGGGACAGAAUGAAGGUAGCUUGGUGGCGCUGGACUUCAUAACCAUUGCUUUAUUUUCCUUUAAGAAAGAAAACUGUUACUUCCUUUAAAGAGACACAUUAAACUAUUUUUUCAAUUUGUUGUUGAAUUGAUGUGGUGUGUGAUUUAAAUUCACAAUAAUGUUUAUGUUGAUUAAUAGUUAUGCAAUUCGUUUGUGAACUCACAUACUACCUUGCUGACAAAAAGUAUGUAAAAUUUUCUGCUAUCCAGUUUGGAUUUCCCUCAUCAAUCUCAAAGACAUUGUAUUAUAAAAUUAAUGAGAUUAUAUAAAACAUUUAACUCUUGUUUUUAGAAAAAGUAAAUUUUUUAUUUAGCAUUGUUUUGUUUUUAUGUGCUUGAAAGUAGAUGUGUGAAAACUAAACUUGAUGUUUGUAACCACUAUAUUAAUUGCCUAGGAAAUAGACAUAAGUUUUUGUAUGACAGGUAAUUUUUUGAAGAUAAAAUAUACUAAAAUGAUUGCUGCAUAUUAAGACUAUGUUGGAAAUAUAUUUAGUAUAGUUAAAUCAGUUUUGGACCUUCACAUUUCAUUUAGAUUUAACUUUCUUAUAAAAGUGAUUUAAAUUGUAAAAUGGUUCAGUGAUAGAAAUCUUAUGGAUCAUGUUAAACAGUUUCUAGUAUAAUAUAUUAUACUGAUUUUGAAAUUUGACAGAUCAUGUUUUAAGGACUUUUUCACACUGUUGAAAGCAUGACUUAAUAAUACAUGAAGAGCUUCUCUCCUUUAAGGCAAGAUUAAGUUAAGAAUUUAACCUUUUGUGUAUGUGAUCUAAGUAUAAAACAUGCCUAAGUUUAAUAGGCAUGUUUUAUACUUAGAUUACAUACACAAAAGGUUAAAUUCUUUUAUCAUAUUCAGACUGGUUUUGUGGGGAUUUUUAUUCUUUUCAUAAUAGUCCUUAAGAUAAUUUGUUUUAUAAAGAAAAAAUAAAAUUAAUCGUGAAUUUUU
This is a messenger RNA of Vombatus ursinus (common wombat), 1943 nucleotides long. RefSeq names its product cytochrome c-type heme lyase. Gene Ontology annotation, biological process: cytochrome c-heme linkage. The record is from RefSeq and is a predicted model, not a curated record. The coding region runs from base 188 to 1006 and encodes 272 amino acids. Gene Ontology annotation, molecular function: holocytochrome-c synthase activity. The transcript is spliced from 7 exons. NCBI's taxonomy places the organism in Eukaryota, Metazoa, Chordata, Mammalia, Diprotodontia, Vombatidae. Gene Ontology annotation, cellular component: mitochondrion.